GUGCGUUCACCUUGUUGUGACAUCAUCUCCGACGGUCUCUCGCACCUCUUCCGACCCCCCCAGUUCGAACAACAGUCGCAAAAACGCAUCGCUCCCCCCCACCACUCCCCACUCCCAGUCCACCAACCCAACCAUGUCAGGAAAGUACAUCGUCGUCUUCAAGGAGGGGACCCCCCAGUCUGAAAUCGACCAGGCCGCCAAGGACGUCGAGGCCCAAGGAGGCAAGAUUGGGCAUCGCUAUGAUACUACCAUGAAGGGGUUCUCGGCGACUGUGCCUGACAACCUUAUUACAACCUUCAAAGCCCACGAGAAGGUAGACUACAUCGAGGCCGACGGCGAGGUCUCUGCCUACGCAAAAAGUAUCGGGAUCGGAAAGUAGAAACACACCUACAGUGUUUUGAACUACAGCCUCCUCUACGUUUCCGAUGCUGCCCGACAAUUGUAACGCGUGCGAAAGUGAACCUGUACUGUUUUCCAUCAAAUCCCCCAUUUUGUUUUUUUUGGACCGGGCUCAAUAAGAAAGUCAAUUGCCAUAGCGACAUGUGCGAUUUCGUGAGAUCGACGAAUGCGCUAUAGGGGGGUUAGUAAAGUUGAGCUUGCCUAGGAGGAGCGAAAACGAAGGAGAGGAAUCCCGGCUUGACGACGAUGCAAGCUCCUAAUUUGGUCAGGAGAGCCUGGUUUUCAUCUUUAUCGUCUUGACGGGGGUCGGGUUGCGAUAUUUCUUAUGCAAAAUGCUACGUGAUCCGUAGCGGCAUAGGGCGUGUAUGGUAGGUAGACCGGCC
Molecule: messenger RNA, 782 nt
Organism: Fimicolochytrium jonesii
Lineage: Eukaryota; Fungi; Chytridiomycota; Chytridiomycetes; Spizellomycetales; Powellomycetaceae
Product: protease propeptide/inhibitor
Exons: 4
Coding region: 134-379 (81 amino acids)
Biological process (GO): vacuole fusion, non-autophagic
Molecular function (GO): endopeptidase inhibitor activity
Source: RefSeq, a predicted model, not a curated record